This is a messenger RNA of Pollicipes pollicipes, 1367 nucleotides long. RefSeq lists its product as uncharacterized. The transcript is spliced from 2 exons. The record is from RefSeq and is a predicted model, not a curated record. The coding region runs from base 85 to 696 and encodes 203 amino acids. Lineage: Eukaryota; Metazoa; Arthropoda; Thecostraca; Pollicipedomorpha; Pollicipedidae.
UAUAAGGUAGCGCCGAACGGACCAGCCACGUCAGUGAUCGGCUCUCGCUCCGCUCCGCCGCCCGCCAGCUCCGCAGACACAGACAUGCUUCGCUCCGGUAUGCUGACGCUGGCCUGUCUGGCCGUGGCGCACGCGCUACCCUUCGACCCGUUCUCCUUCUUCCCGCCCAGCACCGCGACCGGCACGUCUUCGGGCACCAUCACCUCGGGCGAGACGGUAGGGCAAUCCGGUGCGUCCAGAGUCGAGCAACUGCAGGCUGGGACCGGAGGUCGCACGGAGGGCGGCGGCCUCAACUUCGGCAACGCCUUCGCUACUCAGCAGCGCGAGGCGGGGCUCCUCGGGAAUGCGAACUUUGCUGAUACGGGCGCCACGUCGGUGCAGGAAACCUCCCCAAUUGGCGGCGGCUUCCCCGUUGGCUUCCCCGGCGGCUUCCCCGACGGCUUCCCCGCUUUCAAAAAUCCGUUCGGCACGGCUGAAGGCAAGGCGAACGCCGCUCUCACCACGGGCGAGACCGUCAACAUCGACGGCUCCCGGAGCAAGAUCACCAGUCUGGGCUCCAGCGCCGGCGGCAGUGCUGAGAAUGGCGGCAUAUCCAUAAGCGGAGCCUCUGGCAAGACGUCCAGCACCGAUGGCAUCUUCGGCAGCACCGAUAGUUCGGAGGUCAAAGCUGAAUCGGUGCAGGCAGGCGGGAGGUAGGCCCCCUCCCCUCCCCCCGAUGUGAUAUGCCUGGCGCCGCCUCUGCACGGCCGCCGCGCACCGCUGGCGGCGCUCGUCAGCCGCAGACAGUCGUGCGCAGGCGCGUCAGACCUUUUGUUUCGGCGGACCGGAACAAAGACACUGUCGGAACGCCUCGGACCGGCCGUCCUUGAGGAGGUCACGACCGGGUCCAUGACAGAAACCGUGUCACGCCGUCGCUUGCACGAGCUCUGCGUUUGAGGCGUCCUGUAAAAUUGUGCGACGCAGCAGGGUGUAGCGAAAUAUAAGAGGAAUAAACCUGUGAUGAUUUACCAAACGAUUAUUUGAACUCUGAUGACACACAAGGUAUGCGUGUAUUGAAAUGCAAUGUUCUGAGUGCUGCAGCACCAAGAAAUUACGCACGACAGCAUCCCCACCUCUCCGUUAAUGCAGUGGGUGUCAACAGACCGUUGCAGGCUUGUGAAGGUGAUUGAACAUGUCAAUUUGAUAGCGUCGGCCAGCAGGAUCGCAGAUAAUCCCUCUCGUUAUCAUGAUUUUCCCAAGGAACAAGCGCUGUUGUUGGAAACAAAGGCCUUGAUCGUGCUUCAUGCAGCUGUUGUUGCCACCGAAUUUGCCGAAAAUCAUCUGAAAAUAUGCUAACAUCAUCGUGAAAAAUAUAAUAUCUAUUCGUU